Molecule: messenger RNA, 7632 nt
Organism: Solanum verrucosum
Lineage: Eukaryota; Viridiplantae; Streptophyta; Magnoliopsida; Solanales; Solanaceae
Biological process (GO): defense response to other organism
Molecular function (GO): ADP binding
Source: RefSeq, a predicted model, not a curated record
AUGGCUGCAGAUUCUUGCAAUGCAGUUAUAAAAGGUAUAGACUCUGUGAAGAGUAGACAUUUGGGAAAUUCGGUGAAUAAUGAAUUGGAUGGUGCUAAGAAACAGCUAAAGUUUGUAGCUGAAUUUCUCAAGCAAUUGGAAAAACGUACCCCCGAGAAUAGGCUUUCUGCACAAAUUGAGUCCUUAUUUGAAGAAGCUCACAAUGACUUUUAUGAGAUAUGGUGCCAUAUGAAUAAUGAAGGCCGGACAAAGGUCACAAUCAGAAUGAUUUCAAAGGUGCUGAAAAAACUAAAACCGGCGUUUAUUGCUAGGCGAAUCAAAGAUUCAAAGCCAUUGAGAUCAACUAUCGGAAUUACUGUCGAGAUGAUGACAUUUGUAGAUUCUUUGCUUGAGAGUGUUCUGGUUCUAUGGAACUGUAUGAAGGAUUUUAUCACCCCUCGCAUCACUAAAGUCGAAGUGCUUGAAAAGAAGCUGAUAUCUCUGAGAUUCCUCAUUUUUACUGCAUAUUCUUGCGUUUAUGAGGACGAGACAACAAUGAGUGAUCUCUUCACCCAUGCUGAGGAUGUAGCUUACACUGCUGCACACUUAUCUUUCUUAUAUUUGGACCCGGAAAGAGUGGUGCAUUCUGAGUUCUAGCUGUUGGAAACAGUAAGUCCUUUUGGACCUGAAUUGAGACAGAUUUAUACGUGUGUCCUAAAAUGCCGAUCAAAUUUAUCAGGAUCAAAAACUCCAAUGAUAGCUCAUGAAGUUGUGGAAGGUUUUCUUUGUUCUCUCCGAGAGGACCUAGAAGAACUGCUAAGUCGUGACGACAGCUUGAAAGUGACCUUUGAUGAUCAUAUGCAAUGGCUCCAACAAGGAUUGGUUUACCUUGGUACUUUUCUUCUGAACUUGCCAACACCAUGCACUGAGGACCAAAAGCGAUUUUCACUUCUAUCACAUAUUGAAGAUGUGGCUAGUGAGGCGGCAAUUCUGGUCUACUCCUUGUAUGAUGAGGAUGUGGACAAGACUACUCAUUUUCCUUUGCAAGUGAAGUUUAAUCAUGUCAAGAUAGAGGGUGAGAUGAUUAAGCUGCAUGAAACAACCGCGGUGGGUUCUUUGAAGGAUCUGAUUGAUGAAGUUCAACAAGAGCUGAUGUUCUUGAGAACUUUUCUCAUGGAUUCAUUGCAGCAGUGCAUAGAGCAAGCUAAGAUAACUGAUGUCUUGUCACUGGUUCUAUAUGUAACCACCGAAGCAGGAUCUGUCGUUAAUUCUCUUUCAAAUGAUUUGGAGCAAGGAGAUUUGGUCAUGGAAAUGGAUAUUGCAUAUUGUCAAUUGAUUCUUAAGUUUAAAUUUGUCAAUGCAGUAAACAGACAAACGUGUCCCGUCAUUUUUGAUUCAUCGGAAUCAAACCAUCCUAUGAGAAAGCUUCUGGACUUUCUUCCUAUUAACUUUGAUGUCAUUGAUUCAUAUUUCAGCAUGCUAAAAUCCUCAAAGACAUCAGCCUUUGGUAGCCCGAAGAUUGGUGAGGUUUUGAUGGGGUUUCUUGAAUAUAUUCUCGAUCAUCUCCAAGAGUUGCUGAAUGAUGAAGGCAGUUUGAUUGCUACUGCUACAAAUGAGGUGAAAAAGUUCUACCAGGGAUUGUUGCUUCUAGUAACAUUUUUCAUUGACACCUCGAUCCAGUACACUGAAUGUGAGAAACAAAAUUAUCUCUUGACUGAAAUUGAAACAAUAGUGAUUGAGGCUGAAGCUGCCGUCAAUUCAUUGUUUAAGACUACUGAAGUAGAGCAUGUGCUUUUCCGUUUGCAAGUUAAGCUUAAUCUUAUCAAGGUAGAGAGCAGUCUGAUUGAGCUACGGAAACAUGAAGCCACCGUGAUUUCUCCUUUGAAGGAUCUAAUUGUCAAUGUCAAGGAUGAGCUGUUAUUCUGGAGAAGUUUUCUCAUGGAUUCAUUGGAGCAGACCAAAGGGAAAACUAAAAUUACCGUGCCUUUUUCCGUGCAAAUAAAGCUUAACCAUAUAAAGGUAGAGAGCAGUUUGAUUGAGCUACUAAAACAUAGCGCCACCAUGAUAGCUCCUUUGAAAUGUCUGUUUAAAGAUGAGCAGGAAGAGCUGAUAUUCUCGAGAACUUUUCUCAUGGAUUCAUUGGAGCAGUGCAAAGAGCAAACUCAAAUAAGUGUUGUUUUGACCAUGGUUCAAUCUGUGACCACUGGAGCAGGAUUGCUCAUUAGCUCUCGUUACUUCAAUUCAAAUCGAGGAGACUUGGACGGAGAAAUCAAUCUCUUGCAUUUUGCAUUGCUUCUUAUGUUCAAGUUCAUUAAGGCAGUGAUUAGACAGAUGUGUCCCGUUAUUUAUGAAUCCACGACAGUGAUUGAUCAUCCUUUAAUAAAUCUGCUGAACUUUGUUCCUAUCAACUUUGAGAUUAUUUAUUCUUACUUUAGCAUCCUCAAAUCCACAAAGACAAUAUAUUUGAGAAGCCCGAAGAUGGAUGACGUAUUGAUGGUGUUUCUUGACUAUAUUCUCAACAAUCUCAGUGUACUACUGAAGGAUGAAACCAAUUUGUUUGUUACUGCUGCAAAUGAGGUGAAAAAGUUUUACCAAGGGUUGUUGCUUAUAGUAACAUUUAUUGCUGAUCCCCCAAGUCAGUACAUUGAAUGUAAGAACAAAAAUGACCUCUUAAUGGAAAUUGAAACUAUCGCAAUUGAGGCUGAAUUUGCUGUCCGUUCAUCUUAUGAGGAUCAUUCAAUGCUUUUACCUUUGCAACUGAAGCUCAAUUGUGUUAUGGCAGAGAGCAGUCUGACUAAGCUACGUAAACAUACCGAUAUGGAUCCUUUGAAGAAUCUGAUUGUCAAUGUCAAGGAAGAGUUGAUAUUCUUGCGGACAUUUUUCAUGGAUUCAUUGGAGCAGUGCCAAGGGGAAACCAAGAUAACUCUGCCAUUUCCUUUGCAGGUGAAGCUUAAUCAUGUCAAGGUAGAGAGCAGCUUGAUCGAGCUACAGAUACAUGACGCCACCUUGAUGGCUCCUUUGAAGGAUCUUCUUGACAAUGUUAAGCUAGAGCUGAUAUUCUUGAGAGCUUUUCUCAUGGAUUGGUUUAACAAGUGCAAAGAGCAAACUAAGAUAACUGAUGUUCUGACCCUGGUACAAUCUGUCACUACCGAUACAGGAUCACUCAUUAAUUUUCUUUCUCAUAAUUCAAAGCAAGGAAACUUGUUGUGGGAAAUUAGUCUCCUGCAUUUCAGAUUGUUUCUUAAGUUUAAGUUCAUCAAGAGAGUAAUUGGACAGAUGUGUCCCAUCAUUUCUGCAUCAUCAACUCUAAAUGAUGCUGCGAUAAAUCUGCUGGAGUUCAUUCCGAUUAACUUUGAGGUCAUUAGUUCUUAUUUCAGCAAGCUGAAAUUCUCUAAGACGUCAUUCAUAGGAAUCCCAAGGAUGGAUGAGUUUUUGAUGGAGUUCCUUGAAUAUAUUCUAGACAAUCUCCGCGAGUUACAAAAGGAUGAAGCUGAUUUGAGAUUUCAUGAGGUGAAAAAGUUUUACCAAGGGUUACUGCUCAUAGAAACAUUUCUUGCUGAUCUCCCUGUUGAAUGCAAGAAACAACAGGAGCUCCUGACAGAAAUUGAAAAUAUCGCAAUUGAGGCCGAAACUGCUGUCAGUUCCUGUUGUGAGAAGACUACUGAACCAGACCAUGUGCUAUUUCCUUUGCAAGUGAAGCUUAAUCAUAUCAAGGUAGAGAGAAGUUUGAUUGAGCUAACAAAACAUGAACACUUGGUAGCUCCUUUGAACGAUAUGAUCGAGAAUGUUAAGCAGGAGUUGAUAUUCUUGAGAAACUUUCUCAUGGAUUCAUUGAAUCAGUGCAACGAGCAAACAAAGACAACUGAUGUUUUGUCCCUGAUACAAUCUGUUACCACCGAAGCAGGAUCUGUCAUCAAUUCUCUCUCUCAUAAUUCAAAGCAAGGAGGCUCAGCUAACAUUCUUAAAUCCUCAAAGACAUCGUCCUUAGGUAGCUCGAAGAUGGAUGAGAUUUUCAUAGGGCUUCAUGAGUACAUCCUUGACAGCCUCAAAGUGUUACCAAAUAAUGAAACCAAUGUUGUAUUUACUGAUAAAAGGAAAAUGUUUUACCAAGGGUUGUUGCUCCUGGUAACAUUUCUUGUUGAUCCCCCAAAUCAGUACAUUGAAUGCAUACAGCAAAAUGAUCUCUUGACAGAAAUUGAAACUAUUGCACUUGAGGCUACAAAUGUUAUCCGUUCAUCUUACGAGGAUGCUGUAAAUAGAAAUGAAAGUAAGAAAGUCAAUCUAGAGAUCAAGCUUUUGACAGUGGCUUUCAAGCUUAUCAAGUCUGAGGGAAACUUGACACAUCUGCUAAAGCACAAAGCCACGUUGGAAGCUCAAAUUAUAGCUCUGAUUGAAGAUACUCAUGAAGAGCUUGUUUUCCUCAGAGCUUUUUUUAUAGAUCUUCUCAGGCAACACAAAGAGCUUUACAAAUUGCAUGAUCUUCUAGUGCAUGCUGAAGUGACUGCCCACAAUGCAGUACUAAUCAGUGGUUCUUGUUGUGAGGAAAUGAGUCUUUCAUUAGCUGUGUUGCUACGUGAGAUCAAGUCCAUCAAGGCAGAGGUAAGAAGCGUAUGCUUUGAAGAUUUGGAUGCAUCACCUUGCAACAUGACUAAGACAAAUGUAGAAGGCCUUGUCAAGUUUUUACUAAACAAUCUGGACAGGGUGUUCACCUGUGAUGCUGGUUCGAUCUCUUUUAUGAAGAAUCAAAUACCUGUCGUCCAAGAAAAUCUGGUGUGUUUGGGCUCUUUCCUUGAACAUAUUGUACAGCACCGCGACAUGCAUAGGGAACUCAAGGACCUCAUAGAACGUGUUCAAGAGGUCGUUAAUAGUUCAAAGUAUGUCAUUUUCUUCUCUGUCAGUUGUGAUAAUCCUGUUUGGUAUCACUUGUUAUAUCUUUAUGAUGUCAAACAAAUGCUUAAGUUUGUUGAAGAAGAGGUGAAAAUGAUUUGUUUCAAAGUCCCAGACUCUUCACUCUUUGGCUUCUCUAAGACCAGUGGAUUAGGAUUCCUCAAUUGUUUUUUGGGCAAGUUGGAUGAGCUGUUACAUUCUAAGCUUGAGUUAAUUACCGAAUUGAAGCAUCAGAUCGGAUCAGUCAAGGAAGAGUUGAUACAUCUAAGAUCUUUUCUCAGUCAUUUUUCAGAGAACAAUGGUGAGCAUGAUGAUGUUUAUGGUCUUGUAACAAGUGUUACUGAAAUGGCAUACAAAAGUGAGUAUGUUAUCGACUCUUGCUUGUCGAUUUCCUACCCACUCUGGUACAAAGUUCAUUGGAUUUCUGAAGUUGUCGAGAAUAUAAAGCUUCUUAAUAAAGAUGUUAGUGAGAUAUUUGGAAGAAAGCAUAUUGAAGUGACAUUGCAUGAAGUUGCAAAGACUUCCACUUAUCUUAUUGAGCCAUCUUUAUUAGCUAAUACUCUGACAGAAAAUGAAGAAAUGGUGCUUUUCCAGGAUGUGAUGGAGAAAAUAAAAAAGCAGCUACUUGGUGGAUCGUCUCAGCUAGACGUUAUCUCAAUAGUAGGCAUGCCUGGUUUGGGCAAGACUACUCUUGCCGAGCAGAUUUACAAUGAUCAGAUAGUUGCCGGUUACUUUGAUGUUCAUGGAAAGUGUCAUGUGACUCAAUCAUAUUCAUGGAGAGAAUUGUUGCUUACUCUUUUGAAUGAUGUUAAGCCUUCUGAUCACACGAAGAAAGCAGAUGAUCAAUUAGCUAAAGAGCUGCGUCAAGUUUUGUUGAUGAAGAGAUUCUUAAUCCUCAUUGAUGAUGUAUGGGACACAAAAGCAUGGGACUAUUUACAUAUGUGCUUUCAGGGUAUUAAAAAUAGUAGUAGAAUAAUCCUAACUACCCGGCUCUCUGAGGUGGCGCAAUAUGCUAAAUGUGAAAGUAAAAGUAAUCCCCAUGAUCUUCCUUUACUGAGAGAUGAUGAGAGUUGGAAGUUAUUACAGAAAAAGGUUUUCCAUGGAGACAACUGCCCAUCUGAACUUGGAGAUGUGGGCUUUCGGAUAGCAAAAAGUUGUGGCGGAUUGCCUCUCUUCAUUGUGCUAGUAGCCGGUGUUCUGAAAGAGAAAAAUAACAAAGCAAAUUUGUGGAAAGAAGUAGAACAAAGUCUAGAUGCACUGAACAUCGGUAGCUUGGAAGAGAGCAUGUCGAUAAUUGGAUUCAGUUACAUGAAUUUACCACAUCAUCUGAAGCCUUGUUUUUUGUAUUUUGGAGGAUUUUUGAGGGGCAAAAGCAUUCACGUCUCGAAAUUGACAAGGUUAUGGUUGGCAGAAGGUUUCGUACUUGAAAAUAAGGAAAAAGGACUAGAAGAUGUUGCACAAGAUUUCUUGAAAAACCUUAUUAGUAGAAAUCUAGUCAUGGACAUGGAGAAAAGGUUCAAUGGCAAGUUGAAAACGUGUCGUGUUCAUGAUCUAUUGCACAAAUUCUGUUUGGAGAAGGCCAAACAGGAGAAUUUUCUGCUCUGGAUCUAUAGAGAUGAUGAUGCGGAUGCUCGUAUCUAUCCUGACAAGCAUGAAGAAUAUCGUUUGUCCAUACAUUCUUGCCGGGAUGAGUUUGCUGAGUGGCGUCCACAUUGCUCAAGUAUCCGCUCUUUACUAUUCAAUGCCACCAGUGGUGAUCAGUAUACUACAAUGGCGCGUGAUAUCUCCUUCAUCCUUAACAGCUUCAAACUUGUUAAGGUAUUGGAUUUGGAAUCAAUCAACAUUGGUUAUACUUUUCCAAGUGAAAUAGAGUCUUUAAUUCACAUGAAGUACUUUGCUGCUCGGACUGGAGCAGAUUCAAUUCCUUCAUCUAUAGCUAAGCUUUGGAAUCUUGAAACGUUCAUUAUAAAAGGAAUGCGAGGACAGGUAACAUUACCAUGCUCACUUUUGAAUAUGACUAAGUUGAGGCAUAUACAUGUAAAUGACCGUGCUUCAUUUAAUCUCGACAAUAUGAGUGAAUCCCUUGCUAAUUCACAGUUAGCUAACUUGCAAACCUUUUCCACUCCAUACGUCUCUUUUGGUGAAGACGCGGAGAUUAUAUUGAGAAAGAUGCCAAAUUUGACAAAGCUAAAAUGUAUAGUUGGUUGCUCAAGGAAAUGGAGGGGAGAAUGUGUUCUGAUUCCUAGAUUAGACUUUCUAAGUCGUCUCAAAUAUUUGUUUUCCAACAACUGUCCAGUUGAAUGUCUACGAGGAUUCAAUUUCCCUUUGGAGCUAAGGGAGUUAACUUUGUCAAAUUUUUGUCUACCUUGGAGCGAAAUCUCAAUCGUUGGAACAUUGUGCAACUUGGAGGUUCUAAAGUUACUAAACAAAGCCUUUGAAGGCGUUCAGUGGAAUGUGAAUGAUACAGAGUUCCCUGAACUCAGAUACUUAAAACUGGACAGCCUCAACUUUGCUCAAUGGUCGAUUUCUGAGGAUUCGUUCCCUAGUCUUGAACGUUUGGUUUUAACAAACUGUAAGAGGCUUGAGAAAAUCCCUUCUUAUUUCGAGGACGUUGUUUCUCUAAAAAGCAUUGAAGUAAAUUGGUGCAGCUGGUCUGUUGCUAAUUCAGCAGAGGAAAUUCAAACAACGAAACGUGAAGAUAUGGCAAAUGAUGCGUUCACAGUUACUAUACAACCUCCUGAUUGGGAUAGAAUAUCAUCUCCUUGA